This is a messenger RNA of Sinocyclocheilus anshuiensis, 992 nucleotides long. RefSeq names its product actin-related protein 8-like. NCBI's taxonomy places the organism in Eukaryota, Metazoa, Chordata, Actinopteri, Cypriniformes, Cyprinidae. The record is from RefSeq and is a predicted model, not a curated record. The coding region runs from base 174 to 764 and encodes 196 amino acids. The transcript has 3 exons.
UUUCUACAAAUCUGAUAAAGAGACAAACUCAUUGACAUCUUGGGUGGCCUGAGGAUGAGCGCAUUUUUAGCAGAUUUCAUUUCCGUGUGAACUAUUCCUUUAAACACUAUGUUUUUCUUCUUUUAGUGUGUUCAAACCGAACAGGAUGAGGAAUCGAGGUGUGUAAUCUCAGCAUGUUUCUCUCUCACACACAGUCUUCGAAAGCCACGACAGACCGCAAAUUAUUCCCUAAGCCUGCUGGGUUUGAGGGGGAACCCAACAUGUGCGACCCAUCGGAGAAGGGAAAUCUGACUCAGGAUCUGGAUUUGGGUCACGCUCAAGCCGAGUGCCUCAUCGGUGGGGCGGAUGCAGAAGAAACAUCGUCAGCUCUGUUGUCCAGGAACACGGCCAUGACUCGGUUUGAGGGAAAAGCACUUGGCAUGGAUAAAGCCAUCUUACACAGCAUUGACUCCUGCGCCUCGGAUGAAACGAAGCGUAAGAUGUACAGCUGUAUUCUGGUAGUUGGUGGCGGGCUGCUGUUUGACGGAGCGCAAGAGUUUCUGCAGCAUCGCGUCCUCAAUAAGAUGCCUCCAUCUUUCCGUCGUCUGGUGGAGAACGUCGAUGUCAUCACACGACCAAAGGACAUGGAUCCUCGUGUGAUAGCGUGGAAGGGUGGAGCCGUGCUGGCGUGUUUGGACACCACACAGGAGCUCUGGAUUCACCAGCGAGAGUGGCAGCGCUUCGGUGUGCGGAUGCUCCGUGAGCGGGCCGCCUUUGUCUGGUGAUGUCUUCGUGACGUGGAUUUAAUCUGCUUGUUUUUAUUUUUGGGCAUGUCAGUCUGGCAGUAUGAUGCUAUUAACAAUGUAAAGGUUGAACAAUCAUCUUGCAAAUAAUUUGUUUAGGAUGAUAAUAAAUUGAAUAGCUGUUUAUGAAAAAACCGUGGCUGUUUUCAUAACUAUUAAGCAUUUUUGUAUAAUUUUAAAUUUUCUCAACUCUAACCAGGGAAAAAAAAA